UGUCACGGCGCUCGGUACAAGUGCCAAGUGGUUGGCUGUCCUUGAAGAUCGUGGUUUAAAACCCGGUCAAACCUACGCUUUGAAACAGCUGCGUACCAUCUUCUCCACUGGAUCUCCUCUGGCACCGCGCUCCUUUGACUUUGUCUAUCGUGAUGUGAAGUCGGACUUGAUGCUUGGCUCAAUCUCCGGUGGCACCGAUAUGAUAGGCUGUUGUGUUGGCUGCUGCCCUAUACUACCUAUCCACCGAGGACAAAUCCAAUGCCGCUUCCUGGGAAUGGCUGUUGAAUCUUGGGACGAAGAUGGUCAACCGCAUUGGGAUCAAAAGGGUGAACUGAUCAUCGCCAAGCCUUUUCCCUCAAUGCCAGUCGGUUUCUGGCGUGAUGAUAGCGGAAGCAGAUACCAGGCGGCCUACUUUGCAAGAUUUGGUGACGUUUGGGCGCACGGUGACUUUAUUGAACUGCACAGUGAUACUCUGGGGCUAACUAUCAGCGGACGGAGUGAUGCGACUUUGAACCCAAGCGGAAUAAGGUUUGGCAGCGCCGAAAUUUACAAUUUGAUCGAGUCGUUACCCGCUAUUUCUGACUCCCUUUGUGUCGCCCAGUCAAAUCAGAGCCGUACGGAUGAACGCGUUCUUCUUUUCGUCAAACCAGCUGAUAUCGCCGGCGGUGAUACUGCACUGCCCAAAGAACUUGAGGACCAGAUACGGAAUGUUAUCCGGUCUCAACUAUCGCCCAGGUUCCUACCGGCCAUCAUACAGAGCGUCCCUGAAAUUCCGUACACUGUGAAUGGGAAGAAAGUUGAAUUGGCCGUACGCAGACUUUUGGAAGGCCAAUCACCCCAGAAGGCAUUUGCUAAAGAGUCUCUUGCUGACCCAACUAUUGUAGAUUUGUACGCCCACAUUGCCGAACUCAUUGGACAAUUCGACUAG
Messenger RNA from Opisthorchis viverrini, 928 nucleotides. RefSeq lists its product as hypothetical. Gene Ontology annotation, molecular function: acetoacetate-CoA ligase activity. NCBI's taxonomy places the organism in Eukaryota, Metazoa, Platyhelminthes, Trematoda, Opisthorchiida, Opisthorchiidae. The annotation marks the transcript as partial. The record is from RefSeq and is a predicted model, not a curated record. The transcript has 7 exons. Gene Ontology annotation, cellular component: cytosol.